Messenger RNA from Staurois parvus, 329 nucleotides. Lineage: Eukaryota; Metazoa; Chordata; Amphibia; Anura; Ranidae. The record is from the annotation of a GenBank genome assembly.
CAGGGGCGGACUGACAACUCAUGGGACCCCCGGGCAACAGGGGAUCACGGGGCCCCUGUGCCCUUGCCCACACUCAAACCACACCCAAAAAAGUCUAUGAAAGGUGCCAGGGACAUCUCAUGGGGCCCUAUACUGACCCCGGGCCCUUGGGCAGUGCCCGAGUUCCCCAAUGGUCAGUCCGCCCCUGGUUUACAGUUGCGAUUUCCAGUGCGGGUCCGCAUUUCUCUGUGAGGAUGGUGUGGCUGCACAGAUUUUUGUGCGGAUCCGCGGCGGCACCACCCGCACAUAUGUGAACCUAGCCUUAGACAUGAUUGCCCUUUGGGAGUAUC